This is a messenger RNA of Chiloscyllium plagiosum (whitespotted bambooshark), 2627 nucleotides long. RefSeq names its product geminin coiled-coil domain containing (gene gmnc). The record is from RefSeq and is a predicted model, not a curated record. Gene Ontology annotation, biological process: negative regulation of cell cycle; negative regulation of DNA replication. Lineage: Eukaryota; Metazoa; Chordata; Chondrichthyes; Orectolobiformes; Hemiscylliidae. Gene Ontology annotation, cellular component: nucleus.
AGCUCAGAGCCAUAGUGGGACCAACACUCUCAGGUCGGUUUAAAGGGCUGUGGAGUUUUAAAGAGAACGUGCCUGCCCGUGUGUCUCUUCCCCCUCUCUCUGACACACGCUCUUCGAGAUGAACACUAUUCUCUCCUGCCAGGACCAGUGCUUUGUAGGAGACCAGCACUAUGAGUACUCUUCUUCACUGGCGACGUCAGCCAGUGUUGACAUUUCCAUGGAAACCUGGUACUCUCAGUGGCCGGGCGGUAUCCUGGACAACAGCAGAAGCAGCCAGAGAGAAACCCAGCCACAAGACUACUUCCUGGAAUAUGACACAAGUGUCCAAGAUGACUUCAUAUGGACAGGCCACCUAUCAUCUCAGCUCCAUAAAAAUAAACAGCUCCAGGACACACUUGAACAAAAGGAGGAAGAACUUGCUAGGCUCCAUGAGGAAAACAGCAAGCUGAGAGAAUACCUGAACUCCACUUACGUUAAAUCCUUGGAGGACAAGGCCAGGAAAUUAUUGAUUCAAAAUGGACAAAAGAAUGAUGGGAUUUCCAAAUGUAAGAAGCGCCUGUUUCAGAAGCAGGACGAGGCUGGAGAUUACUUUGCAGAGAAACCAGCAGCAGAGAGCCUCCCAAAGAGAGGACGAGGAAACCCAAUCUGUAAAAAUAAAAGUAGCUGCUAUAACGCCCAAGAUGAUCAUCAUAAUCCCUAUGUCGAAACCUGGGUGCUCAAGACUUUAGGAUUAAAAGAUGCCAACACUAUUGAUGACAGUUCUUCAGCUAACUACAGUGCCAUUAUUUCUGAGACGUUGGUUGAUUACAGCAGCGAUCAACAGAAGGUGACCGAGUACAACACGGACUAUGCAAUGCCAGCAGACUACAGCCAGGAUCCUGCAGCCGCAGGGAACUUCCUUGCCAGUCCCUGCCCACUGGAGACUUGCUGUACAAACGAGCUCUCUCCCCGCCCCCAUUAUUCAGCACCGCCUCGCCCGAUCCACGCACUUUACCACCCCACUGAACCGCCCUUUCAUGCAUGCAAGGCAGCCCCGAAUAAAACGGAUGUGGCCUUCUCCACCUCGCUCAAUCCCCACCGCAACGUGAAGACGCACACCUUCUGCCAAGGCCAGGCCUUUGUACAACGUGAUGGGGAGGGAGGUUGGCGGUUUACCUGGGUUCCCAGCCAGGCAGAUUGACCAAUUCAGCUGCCACUGCUACACAUUGUUUACAAAACACACAAGUUCCCUGCACUUGAAAUAGUCAUGAAGGAUAUCAACAGCUUUGCACAAAUUACCAACCAGUCUUGAAUUUGUCUUUGUUUUUAAAUCUGAGAACAUGACUAUCAACCUUACAAUUAGGAUAGUGCAUACUUUCCAUUGUUCUGAGUGAGAUUAGAGACACUAUCUUUAUUUCCUUCUUCUGAGAACAUUUUGUGAUUCAUUUGAGAUGACGAUAAAGGAAGCACUUAGCGUUUUAUAACAUUGUCAGCUCGUCUUCACACUGUGAGUUGCCACUGGAGUCCGAUGAGAGCAAAUGGAUGAGGGAGAUUCCAGACGCGUCAGUGUGGAUCAAUGACCAGUUGAACUGUCCUGUCUUAGAUAAUAUUUUUCAGAAGGUUGUCUAUUAACUGUUAGCCAGGAGAUUGAAGAGGAGAAGUUGGGAGUUCUCUCAAAUGAUGACCCUUGACCCUUGACCUGAAAGGGCAGAUGUGACCAUAGUUCAAGGCCAUUCAAGUAACUGAAGUAUCAGAGCAUUUCCUUCAAGGGAACCAAUACCUCAAAGAUUGUGUGGGUUGGAAUUAUUUGUUGGAUGAUGUUAUGGUCAAGCUUGCCUCAGUUGUUUGUGUUCCACUUUAUCUGUUCAUGCAAAACAGAACGCAGGUAUCAAAUGUUUGCCUCUGUUGGUACAAAUACCGACAAAGUGCAGUCUGAGCUGCCUCUGAGUGAUAAACUAUUACUGUCUAACCUAUGUUACUUUUCUCAGCAGAGUCCAGUGAUCAAUAAGGCAGAAAAAUCUUAACGAGAAAGUAUUGAGCAUCAUUGAAAACUAAGGGAUGAAAAUUGCUUGAAGUUACUCUGAUCACAGUCAUCAGUGAUUGUUAAAAUUUAGAUCUAUAUUCUGAAACAAGUGCAACAGUUUUCAACAAUGGUAAUCUUUCCAAAAAUUAAUAGUGACAAUUUUGAUUGAGAUCUUUUAUUUUUAAAGCUGAUUUGGACCCUAACACAGAUAGUUGCUAUUCUGGAAGCUGUGUGACUGGUGACAAUGUAUUGUGUUGUAUUACAUAGAAUUUGGGGCACUCAUUCAGGCCAUUUAGCCCAACAGGUUCAUACUGUACAUUAGCCUCAUCAGCAUUUCAUCCCAUCAACACAUCUAGAACAAGUAGUCACUGUUUCAAAAGAAGUAGAUGUCCAUUUAAAAGAGAGAUGAAGAGUCUUUUUUUCUCACAGUGUCAUGAGUCUUUUGAACUCACAAGUCAGUGCAACGAGAGUCCUUGAAUACUUUUAAAGCUGAGGUAGAUAGAUCUUUGUUAUGCAAGGGAGUGAAAGGUGUGAAUGUGAUGUAAUCAGAUCAGCCAUGGUUUUAUUAAAUUGUGGAACAGCUUCAAGAAGGCAAGUGGCCUCUUACUGCUCCUAAUUUAUCUGC